AGUCGUGGCUGGAAAGCGCGCAGUGUUCGGUGCGGUCGUGUACGGUUCGCACGCGGUUUUGUUGUCGCGCUGAGUGUGGGUGGUGCAUGCAAGCGGAACGCGGGACAACGGCGGAACGGUGCCAACGGUCGUUAGACAAAUACUCAUCGCACGCGACCGUCCCAGCGACGAUCUCGUCGCGCGAGCAGAACCAGUCUCGUUGACAACGGUAGGCGAAUCUGCGCCCGCGCGCGCGCGCGUGACGACGAGAUGUCCUUCUCCAAGGCGAGGAUACAGCGGUUCAACGAAUUUGCAAGUGAUGCGCCUCCACCAGGAGCUUACGACCCGAAAUUCGAAAAUAAAGUGAAAGUACCCAUUAUUGAGAAAUCUGAUAGGUUUAUAGAUAGCAGAAGCUCAAGCAGCGCAGAAUGCAAUGCAUCAGUUACAUCAUUAAAGAGCAAUGGACCGGCUCCUAUUUUCCGAGUGCCUCAACCGCCGGUGAAGCGGUUAAUCACGAAACCGAUGGGAGCGAAUUAUCCAAAAUUAAAAACUCUGCAACCUUCAAUAAAAAAACGAAACAUAAAAUACGAAUCUAAUCAGGAGCUCGCGGAUCUUCAAGUAGAAUGUUCGAACAAGGAUAAGACUAUACAGGAACACGAGAAACACAUCGAGGAAAUGAAAGACGAGAUGCGGAAAUUAGAAGGCGAACUGGAGGAGCUGCGUAAGAAACAAAUUGAAAUAGAAACGCAACAUAUGAAAGAUAUUGAAACAAUGGCUAAAUUGCAGCAGGAAGUAAUAAACAGUCAUGAUGACAAGCAUCAAGCAGAAAUGCAGACGCUUCGCUCUCAAUUAUUAGAAAUAACUAAGGAAAAAGAACGAGAGAUUUCAACGCGAAAGGCAAUGGAAAUGGAUCUCAGAAAUCGUGCGGCCGAGCUAUCGAAAGGCAUAACAACAUUGGAAAUUGAAUUGCAGGCCAAAAAAGAAGAGAAUAGAGCUAAGAUUGAAGCUCUUGAAACGCAGAUCGGAGAGUUGUUAAAUAAAUUGGAAACAGUAAAACGGGAUCGUGAUGUCGAAAUAGAAUUAUUACAGAAAGAAAAAUGUCAACUCGAUGUCUGUGUCGCGAAUUUAACUGAGGAACAAUCUAAUCUUAAAUCUACAUUGGAAAUGAAGCAGAACGAAAUUUCAAAACUUGAAGCUGAAUUGUCUACUCUGCAGUACAAAUCACGCGAACUUAAAGAGCAAUAUGGAGAGCUUGCCGAUAGUUACGUUCAUAAAAUUUCCGAUAUUACUGAUAAACAUGAGGAAGAGAUUAAACAUUUGAAAGAUGACUUUUUGAAAGAAAAAGAAGACCUCUUAACACAAAAUGAAUUUUAUAAGGAACGUGCAUCAAAGAUGGAAACCAAGGCGAAUGAAAUGGAAGAAAUGAACUGUUCCCUUACGGAAGAAUUGAAGAAUCUUGAAAGAAUUCAUACAGACGUGACUCAACGUUUGCAAGAAGCUCAAAAUGAACUAGAGCUUUCAAAUGAGAAGCACACCAUUAUCAUAGAAAAGUAUAAAAAGGAUAUUAUUGAUAUGGUAAAUACACACACUGAAACAACAACAAAACUGGAAAAAGUAUUAGAGGAUGCCGCAGAUGAAUAUUUAGAAGAACUGGAAAGUGUUAAGAGGGCAAAAGAUAAAGAAAUAGAGGAAUUAAAGCAAGCUUCCGUUAAAAGGAUUGAAGAGGAAACUGAGCGGAUAACGAGGCAUGCUCAGAAAAUGAUUGAAAAAGCGGAGGCUGAUAAACGAGAUACACUAAUAGCAUGUCGCACUAAGAGCAAGGAACAGGUGAAAAAAAUGAUUACUGAAUGCGACGCGAAAGUAAGCAGAUUACACGUCAACGCCAUGGUGGAGGAGGCGCGAAAUACUGUAGAAGAGGAGAUGCGGCUUGCUAACGAGAAAUAUAAAACGUGCUUGCUUCGUAUGGAAGUAGAGCGUGCUGCAUUAGACGAAAAACUAGCGCAAAGAGAUGCUGAAAUCACCAAACUUUCCGUGACGCUCGAGGAGCUGAAAUCAUCCGUGGAAACACAGGCAAGUUUCAGUCAAAGUUUGCAAACUGAGUUGGAUAAAGCAGAAAGCGAUUUGGCGGAGAAGAAACAAGAAUUGAGAGCUUUGAAGGAUCACAUUAGAACAGAAGCGGCCGAAAUGGUUGCUAGGAAGAAAAGAUUUGAGCUAAUUAUGGCUGAAAAUCAAGCAUCCGUUGCUGCGCUUACCAAUCGAUUGGCCCAAAGCAGCGUUGAAGUGGAAAGAUUACAGUAUGAAGUCAAACGUGGUGAAGAUUGUAUACGCGAACAUAAGGACCUGCUUGGUGCGAUGCGUGCCAACUCGCAAUUGGUGCACGAACAGGUUCAGUCUUUCAUGAAAGAGUUGGAUACUCACAGAGAUCUAGUAGAUCAGCAUCAGUCUGGCAAUUUAUCUCAAUUCGACUCGAUAAAAUCUAUCUUUGAGGCAAAAAUCGAGAAUCUAAAACAGAAUGCCGCAAAGGAAAUUGCAAGACUUGAGGAUGACGCCAAACUGAAAACUAUAUUAAAUAAUGAGCUGAGAACACAACUUGAGGAAAUGUCGAAAAGUAUCCAUGAGGCGCAGAGUGCAUUACUCACAUUAGAGCAACAAAAUGACGAAAGAGAGAUCGACAUUUCACGAAUGGAGAUAACAAAUAACAAACUUUUGGAUCAGUUAGAGAGUAGCGAGGAAGCGUUAAAAGAAAGUAAACAAUUACUUGAAGAUCAAGCGAGACAACAUAAAAUUAUUGUAGACGAAGUAAAUUCUCGAAUAGAAAAGCUUACCGAAAAAGCUGUGCAAUUCGAAGAAACAGAAAAAACUGCAAAGGAAACCACUUUAUUAUUGGAGCAAGAACGAAUUAAAUGGAAAUCUUCGGAAAAUGAACUUAGGCAGCAGCUUAAUGAGGAAAGAACACGUCGAGAACAAGCUGACGAAGAGAUCAAGAAAUUAGUAACACUGAAUGAGAUUAUUACGAAGGAUUACAAAGAAAUUGUUGAAAAAUAUGCUGACGUAAUCGGUCAUCAGAAUCCUAAGCAAAGAAUUAAACAUGUUAUUCAGCUAAAAGAUAAGAACUACGAGUUGGAACAGGAAUUACUAGCCAAGACCAGAUUAGUGGAGCAACAACAAAAGACCAUAGAAAAGUUGAAAUCAGAGGAGAAGCGAUCUCAGUGGAAAGGCAAGGAAAAUGUAGGAAUGGUACAUUCAACCCCUAUUUCUUCUCCACAUAAAACAUUGACGCCAUUAAGGGAUCGAAACGAUUAAUCUCAAGCAAUAGUUCAAUAGCUUGUCUUCUUAAGUUAUUAGUCUAGAUUACAAAAUAUUCGAAUCGACUCGUACUCGAAUAAUUUCCUAAGAAAAACGGUUGCCGCGAUAAUUAAUAUUAAUAUUAAUAUUAUCUGGCUCGUUAAAAGGAAAUAUCUUCUAAGAUAUAUAUAUUUUUUUAUAAAAAAGUUACAAAAUUUAUUGUUAGUACCGUUAAUUAUGCAUUUCAAGAAUGAAGAUAAAACAGAUGUAUCAUCAACAGCACGUUAUUAUAAAAAAAUAUUGUAUCUUACAUUUUAUGUAAUUUUUAUGGCAACAUGACAUGAAAUAUAUUUUAUGCACAGCCAUUUGUAUGCACGGGCUAUUAAUAUAUAUAAAAAGUGAAAAAGA
This is a messenger RNA of Wasmannia auropunctata (little fire ant), 3672 nucleotides long. RefSeq names its product hyaluronan mediated motility receptor-like. NCBI's taxonomy places the organism in Eukaryota, Metazoa, Arthropoda, Insecta, Hymenoptera, Formicidae. The coding region runs from base 250 to 3282 and encodes 1010 amino acids. The transcript has 15 exons. The record is from RefSeq and is a predicted model, not a curated record. Gene Ontology annotation, molecular function: hyaluronic acid binding.